This is a messenger RNA of Drosophila arizonae, 3305 nucleotides long. RefSeq names its product solute carrier family 12 member 9. Gene Ontology annotation, cellular component: membrane. Gene Ontology annotation, biological process: chloride transmembrane transport; potassium ion homeostasis; cell volume homeostasis. Lineage: Eukaryota; Metazoa; Arthropoda; Insecta; Diptera; Drosophilidae. Gene Ontology annotation, molecular function: potassium:chloride symporter activity. The record is from RefSeq and is a predicted model, not a curated record.
UGGGGGACUCAGUUUUGCGUGUUUUCUCUGUGCCAACAGACAAACAAAUAACGCGCCGCCAGCUACAAGUGGAGCAGUCAACCAAAAACCUACAAAAAAAGUAAAAAAAAAAAGAAAAGAAAACAAAAGAAUUAAAGGCUGUGAAACGGCCCAAAUACUGCACAUCAAGUCAUUCGCUUGAUUUGCGCCAAUUGUGGGCGUACAGCGCCAACGCUUUGUGUGUUUUGUGUGUGUGUGUGCGUUUCUCUUAAUUUCCAGCUUAGCAACUGGCAUUUGGCAGUUGUUAUGCGAAAUAGCAGAGAUCAGGAAACUGCGCCGAUUGCAGCGCCACGCAAUGGCAGCGCCUCGAACAUGUUUCGCAGCUUUGGCUCGCUCUUUGGUGCUGGUGGUAGCAACGGAGGUGGCACGGAGAGUGCUCGUCCCAUGACGCCCCAAUCAAGCGAUGGUUAUGUUGAGUUUGGCAUGCAAGAUCCGGAACGCAGCGGACGUACACUAGGCACAUUUGCGGGCGUAUUUAGUCCUGUGGCGUUGUCCAUGUUCAGUGCUCUGGUUUUCAUACGUGUGGGCUACAUUGUGGGCAAUGCGGGCUUAUACGUUACGCUACUGCAGUUCCUCAUCGCGUACGCAAUUCUACUAUUUACGGUCGCCUCCGUUUGCGCCAUCUCCACGAAUGGCGCUGUUGAGGGCGGCGGCGUCUACUUCAUGAUUAGUCGCACCCUGGGCCUCGAGUUUGGCGGCUCUAUAGGCACCCUGUUCUUCUUUGCGAAUGUGGUGGGCUGCGCCAUGGCCAUAUCCGGUUGCACAGAGGGCAUCAUCGACAACUUCGGACCCGGCGGUCGUUUCGUCAACGAAGGUGGAGCCCAUCUGCCCGAUGGCAAAUGGUGGCGCUUCCUGGUUAGCAGCGGCAUCAAUACAAGCAUGCUGCUGGUCUGUUUGGUGGGCGCCGCUCUCUUUGCCAAAACGUCGGUGCUUAUUUUGGGCACUGUAACCAUUUGCCUCUUCGCCACAUAUAUCAGCUUUCUGACCGUGGGUGCCACCAACGAUACGAUUCCUGUGCCGGUAGUGAAUACGCUUAUGAAUGCUACGAAAUUUUUGCCGUAUACGGGUCUUAGUGGGAAAACCUUGAGAGAGAAUUUGGGCUCGCAUUACGGCACGGAUUACACAUCGAACUACAAGAAUGUGGACUUCUCAACAACGUUCGGUGUGCUCUUCUCUGGCGUUACGGGCAUUAUGGCUGGUGCAAACAUGUCCGGGGAGCUGAAGAAUCCCUCAAAGAGUAUACCAUGGGGGACACUGUCUGCCGUCUGCUUCACAUUCGUCUCGUAUAUCAUACUCUCGUUCCUGAUGAGCUGCACCACGCCGUAUGUGACCAUGCAGAACAACUAUCUGUUCCUGAUGCCCGUCAAUCUGUGGCCCCCAUUUACAGCCAUUGGCAUUCUGACGGCCACCUUCUCGACAGGGCUGAGCAAUUUGAUUGGUUCCAGUCGCAUUUUGGAGGCGCUCAGCAAGGAUCAGGUCUUUGGCUCGCUGCUGAACUUUGUGCUCCGUGGCACCUGGAAGGGAAAUCCCAUCUGCGCUGUGGUCAUCAGUUGGGUGCUGGUCGAGUGCAUCCUGCUGAUUGGCUCCUUCAAUAUUAUUGCCCAGAUUAAUUCCGUGCUUUUUAUGCUCUCGUAUUUGGCCACAAAUCUUGCCUGUUUGGGUAUUGAGCUGACCGGUGCACCUAAUUUCCGACCACUCUUCAAAUACUUCACCUGGCACACCUGCCUGGUCGGUUUGUUGGGCACAUUGAUCAUGAUGUUCGUCAUCAAUCCAAUUUAUGCCUCAUCCUGCAUCAUAUUGUGUUUGAUCCUGGUCAUUGCACUGCAUCUCUUCUCCCCAGCCACGCAGGCAGCGCAGUGGGGCUCCAUUUCCCAGGCCCUAAUGUUCCACCAGGUUCGCAAAUAUCUGCUUAUGCUAGAUCCACGCAAAGAUCACGUCAAAUUUUGGCGUCCACAAAUUCUACUCUUGGUCUCCUCGCCGCGCUCCUGCUGUCCACUUGUUGACUUUGUCAAUGAUCUUAAGAAGAGCGGUCUCUACAUCAUUGGCCACGUCAAGAUUGGCGACUGCAAUGGCGUCGAAGAUGCCGUCGAAAAUCAGCAGUGGUGGUCCUUCCUGGAUCACAUGCGUGUCAAGGCCUUCACCGAGGUGACCAUCGGUCGCAGCAUACGCGAAGGGGUUCAGCAUUUAAUACGCUUGUCUGGCAUUGGCGCCAUGAAGCCAAAUACCAUUAUUUUAGGCUUCUACGACAAUGAGGCACCAAAGGAUUUCUUUCAAAAUGGAACCUCCCCCUAUAAAACGGAUGGCUUUAAUGAGGGUGAUGCACUCAGUUUUCCCAUACGACGUGAUGGUGAACCGAAACAGUUUGAGGUGCAGGAAUAUGUGCAAAUCCUUUGCGAUAUCCUGCGCAUGAAGAAGAAUCUGUGCUUGUGCCGCAACUUUCAGCGCCUAGACAAGAAUUUCAUAACCAUAAGCAAACAUGUGAAAUAUAUAGAUGUGUGGCCCAUUAAUGUAUUCAAUCCCACAUCGGGCGAUCCCUUUGACAUGGUCUCACUGUUCAUGAUGCAAUUGGCGGUCAUCAUGUUGGCCAAGUGGAAGCAUCUGCGAGUGCGCAUCUUUCUGUGCGAAACGAAUGAAGAGAGCACUGUGGGCACCUUUGAUACGCAAGCACCCCAAAUGGACAUAUUCUCCAAGCUGAAGCUGGAGCAAACGCUGAAGGAGCUUCGUAUUAAUGCGGAAAUUAUUGAGAUACAGGAAUGGAGCCGAAACUCGGACUUCACGCGACAUGCACGCAUUCUCAGGCAAUUCACGGCGCAAGCGGACGAAGCAUUGCUGGACGAUGGCGAUGAAAUUGUCGAGGAGAAAUUCAAUCAUUCGCUAUUGUAUAUGCAGCGUGUUAAUCAAAUAAUACGCGAUCGUUCCGAUCAGACGGCUCUAUCAUUCAUUUACUUGGCUGCACCGCCAAAGCCCUCAUUGACGGACUUUAGUGAUCGCAGUGCCAGCUACAUUGAGCUACUCACCGAGCUAACAGCCGAGCUGCCGCCGACUAUUCUAGUGCAUGGCGUCAGUACUGUGACCUCGACUACGCUCUAAGCUAAGGCGGACAGACACCCACAACAACUCUCUUUCUCCGAUUCGCUCGUGCUGGAGAUUGCAGGCGUACAGUGAUAUUAAAUGCAUUGCAUACGCGGCACAAACACAUUAUGGACUUUAACAAGCCGCACAUUAAAACUGGAUUAAACCAAUUUCGUAAUACGUUCGCUCUCUUU